Messenger RNA from Dioscorea cayenensis subsp. rotundata (Guinea yam), 1198 nucleotides. RefSeq names its product 2-alkenal reductase (NADP(+)-dependent)-like. Lineage: Eukaryota; Viridiplantae; Streptophyta; Magnoliopsida; Dioscoreales; Dioscoreaceae. Gene Ontology annotation, molecular function: oxidoreductase activity, acting on the CH-CH group of donors, NAD or NADP as acceptor. Bases 33 to 1061 code for a protein of 342 amino acids. The transcript is spliced from 5 exons. The record is from RefSeq and is a predicted model, not a curated record.
CUUCUUCUUCUUCUUCUUCUUCUUCUUGGCUAAUGGAGGUGGUUAGGAACAAGCAGGUGGUACUCAAAUGGUUUGUAGUUGGGGCUCCAACUGAGAAGGACAUGGAAGUGAGGGAAGGGAAGGCUGAGCUGAAAGCUCCUCCAGGAUGUGGUGGGGUUGUUGUUAAGAAUCUUUACCUUUCUUGUGAUCCUUAUAUGAGGGCUAGAAUGAGGGACAAUUCCUCUUCUUACAUCCCUCCCUUUCAGCCUGGUUCGGUCAUAGAAGGUUUUGGAGUAGCAAAAGUUAUUGAUUCAGACAACCAAAAUUUCAGCAUUGGUGAUUACAUCUCAGGAAUGACUGGUUGGGAAGAGUACAGCAUGAUUACAAGGGUUGAACAUAUUAAGAAGAUUGAAAAGGAUGAUAUCCCUCUUUCAUUUCAUGUAGGACUCCUCGGUAUGCCUGGAUUCACAGCUUAUGCCGGAUUUUACGAGGUCUGUGCUCCAAAGAAAGGUGAUUAUGUUUUCAUCUCUGCAGCAUCUGGAGCAGUUGGCCAACUUGUUGGGCAGCUUGCAAAGAUUCAUGGCUGCUAUGUUGUCGGAAGUGCUGGCUCGAAGCAGAAGGUUGAUCUUCUGAAGGACAAACUAGGAUUUGAUGAUGCUUUCAAUUACAAAGACCAGACUGAUUUAAGUGCUGCCUUGCAAAGGUAUUUUCCUAAAGGUAUCGACAUAUACUUCGACAAUGUUGGUGGUAAAAUGCUCGAUGCAGCACUCCUUAACAUGAGGUUGCAUGGGCGUGUUGCGGUGUGUGGAAUGGUAUCAUUGCAUUCCUACACCGAUACGGAUGGAAUACAUAACUUGUUUACAUUGGUACAAAAGCGAAUCCGUAUGGAAGGAUUUCUUCAGAGUGAUUACUUGCACUUGUUUCCGAAUUUUGUGGAAUGUGUUGCGAAUUACCAUCGACAAGGCAAGAUUGUCUACUUAGAGGACAUAAAGGAAGGUCUAGAGAACGCGCCCGCAGCCUUUGCCGGAUUGUUCACCGGAAAAAAUGUCGGAAAACAAGUUGUAUGCGUUGCAAAAGAUUGAUUGAGUUGUAGUUCUUGCAAUCUUCUCAUGUAUUGAUCAUUGUUGAAAGUUUGUUUCAAGGAUUGGCAUUAUGCUGGAAUUGUAAUUGUCUCACUAUUAAGCCAAAAAUAAAGAGCUCUUAUGCUAUUUCUUUGCUA